Messenger RNA from Mus musculus (house mouse), 2391 nucleotides. It is a transcript of the gene Cct8, whose product is annotated as chaperonin containing TCP1 subunit 8. NCBI's taxonomy places the organism in Eukaryota, Metazoa, Chordata, Mammalia, Rodentia, Muridae. The transcript is spliced from 15 exons. Gene Ontology annotation, biological process: protein folding; protein stabilization. The record is from RefSeq and is marked validated. Gene Ontology annotation, molecular function: protein folding chaperone; ATP binding; ATP hydrolysis activity. The coding region runs from base 82 to 1728 and encodes 548 amino acids. Gene Ontology annotation, cellular component: cytosol; chaperonin-containing T-complex; centrosome.
UUCCCAGCAGGCAGUGCGCGGCGCCCCUUGCUUCCUCGGCGUCUCGGAGCGAGCGCGUGAGCGGUGGACUGCGGCCGAGCCAUGGCGCUUCACGUCCCCAAGGCCCCGGGCUUUGCCCAGAUGCUCAAGGAUGGAGCCAAACAUUUCUCGGGAUUAGAAGAGGCUGUGUAUAGAAAUAUACAGGCCUGCAAGGAGCUUGCUCAGACUACUCGCACAGCGUACGGACCAAAUGGAAUGAAUAAAAUGGUCAUCAAUCGCCUGGAGAAGUUGUUUGUGACAAACGAUGCAGCGACUAUUUUAAGAGAGCUAGAAGUGCAGCAUCCUGCUGCAAAGAUGAUAGUGAUGGCCUCUCAUAUGCAAGAACAAGAGGUUGGUGAUGGCACAAACUUCGUUCUGGUGUUCGCUGGGGCUCUUCUGGAACUAGCUGAAGAACUUCUGAGGAUUGGCCUGUCAGUAUCAGAGGUAAUAUCGGGGUAUGAAAUAGCUUGCAAAAAAGCUCAUGAGAUCCUUCCUGAGUUGGUAUGUUGUUCUGCCAAAAACCUUCGAGAUGUUGAUGAAGUGUCCUCUCUGCUUCGAACCUCCAUCAUGAGUAAGCAGUACGGCAGCGAGACGUUUUUGGCCAAGCUUAUUGCUCAGGCUUGUGUUUCUAUCUUUCCUGAUUCUGGCAAUUUCAAUGUUGAUAACAUCAGAGUAUGUAAGAUUCUGGGCUCUGGUAUUUAUUCAUCCUCAGUAUUACAUGGCAUGGUUUUUAAGAAGGAAACUGAAGGUGAUGUGACAUCUGUCAAAGAUGCAAAGAUAGCUGUGUACUCUUGUCCGUUUGAUGGCAUGAUAACAGAGACAAAGGGGACCGUGCUGAUUAAGACUGCCGAGGAGCUAAUGAACUUCAGUAAGGGAGAGGAGAACCUCAUGGAUGCUCAGGUGAAGGCCAUUGCAGGCACUGGUGCAAAUGUCAUAGUAACAGGCGGCAAAGUGGCGGACAUAGCUCUUCAUUAUGCUAACAAGUACAAUAUCAUGUUGGUGAGACUGAACUCAAAGUGGGAUCUCAGACGACUCUGUAAAACAGUUGGUGCCACAGCUCUUCCAAAAUUGACUCCUCCCGUCCAAGAAGAAAUGGGACAUUGUGACAGUGUUUACCUCUCAGAAGUUGGAGAUACACAAGUGGUUGUUUUUAAGCAUGAAAAAGAAGAUGGUGCCAUUUCUACUAUAGUUCUUCGAGGUUCUACAGACAAUCUGAUGGAUGACAUAGAAAGGGCAGUAGAUGAUGGAGUUAAUACUUUCAAAGUUCUCACAAGGGAUAAGCGUCUUGUACCUGGAGGUGGAGCUACCGAAAUUGAAUUGGCUAAACAAAUCACAUCAUAUGGAGAGACGUGUCCUGGGCUUGAACAGUAUGCUAUUAAGAAGUUUGCUGAAGCGUUUGAAGCGAUUCCACGGGCACUGGCAGAAAAUUCUGGCGUGAAGGCCAAUGAAGUUAUCUCUAAACUUUAUUCCGUACACCAAGAAGGAAACAAAAAUGUGGGGUUGGAUAUCGAGGCUGAAGUCCCUGCUGUAAAGGAUAUGUUAGAAGCCAGUAUUUUAGAUACUUACUUGGGAAAAUACUGGGCUAUUAAACUGGCCACUAAUGCUGCAGUCACUGUACUAAGAGUGGAUCAGAUCAUCAUGGCAAAACCAGCUGGUGGGCCCAAACCUCCAAGUGGGAAGAAGGACUGGGAUGACGACCAGAAUGACUGAGGAACUUGUCAUAGGUUAAGAGUUGUGUUUGUAGAGUAGAACUUGCCCAGUGUUUUAUUUUUCUUAUUUGUGUUUGUACUCUGCUGGGUGGUACAAUAAAUGUGUUACUGUUAUGGCCGUCUGUUUAAUCACUCACAUGACUGUUCUCAUUGUAUACUUGACCAUAUCUAUUGGGAAAGACACUUUCUAGUCUGUUGUUUAUCUCAUUUCCAAAGUUGUUCCCCCAAUCCCAUGGCCUUGAAAGUCUGGCUUCUAAAUGUUUGUUGUUUAUCCCAUAGCAAACAAAAAAAGUUCAGACAGUGUCCUAAUUAAUAUAAGGCUUUUCAAUAGUGGCUGGGCCAGAGUUUAUGCGCACACACUGACACCAAGAUUUCACAUUGCUCCCAAUCCUAAUCUCAGCACUAGAAUAGUGAAACAUGGUGUUGCCAGUAGUGGGUACAGUAAAUAACAACUUAAACUCUAAUAAAACAAGUUUUGGGAAUAUCAGUUUAUUGAUGUGUCAAGCACUACCACCCAGUCAGAGUAAGCACAGAACUUAGUUAUUCAAAUCCUUCCUAAAGUUGAAACUAGAAGGAAUAAAAACCAGUAUGCUAAUACAAAACCGCUGUAAAUUAUUUUGCCUGUAUUUAAAUAAAUAAACAUGAUUUUUUUUCUGUCAUUUAC